AUGAUGAUCAAAAUGUGUGACCGAAUUCUGCUGACAAUCUCACGCUUCACCCGUUGCAUCGCCUGUCGAUUUGUGCAACACAUUUUUGUGGCUCAAUUUCUCAACGACUUUUUGACGGCGGCUUCACUGUUCACGAGCCUGCUUUUUGUCACACGACAGUCGACUGGUGAGAUCAAGUGUUGUGGGGAACGACUUGCACUGAGCAUCGUCCCGAAGAUCAUCGUCGGGAUUAUCGCAAAACUGAACCAUCGCAAGUAG
Molecule: messenger RNA, 258 nt
Organism: Pseudozyma hubeiensis SY62
Lineage: Eukaryota; Fungi; Basidiomycota; Ustilaginomycetes; Ustilaginales; Ustilaginaceae
Exons: 1
Coding region: 1-258 (85 amino acids)
Source: RefSeq, a predicted model, not a curated record